This is a messenger RNA of Brassica rapa (field mustard), 5757 nucleotides long. Its product is annotated as transcription factor RAX1. The record is from RefSeq and is a predicted model, not a curated record. NCBI's taxonomy places the organism in Eukaryota, Viridiplantae, Streptophyta, Magnoliopsida, Brassicales, Brassicaceae.
AUUCUUAUAUGGUAGGCUAUGUUUUAUACCAUUGUAUUCAUCAUCUUCCUCAAAAUAAAAAUCGUCAAAAAUUUGGUUGGAUUAAAACGUUUUUUGAAUAUUCGUCGACGAAGGAGAACAUAUUUGUCAUUGUGGUGCUUUGGUGAAAAAGAAAAUAGGUCUAAGUUCCUUGGAUAUACAUAACUUUUAUGUGGAAUGGUACUGAGAGGUAUAGGGUUUAAGAUCUUUCUCUGUUUGUUACGAAAGUUGGAGGGUACGAAACAUGGUUAAAAAGUUGGGAUUCAUGCAUGCACGUUCAUCUUGGAAAGUGAUCAAAUUACUAGUAGGAACUAAUUAAUAGCAAAGUACCUUUUUGUGAUGGUUUAGGUGAUAGAAGCUUGACAAACAUGAGGUUCUCAUUGUUAGGAAAGUAAUGAACACAUUAGAAAUAGUGGUCUUUCUCAUCUGAUAAGCCACAUGUGGAUUAUCGAAACCAAAAGAAGGCGAAGAGACAUUUGAAUCUCGUUAACAAUCAAAUGCGUAAGAUGAAGAUAACAAACCAUGAUGGUUCGCAGCGUCAGAAGCAGGGGCGGACCCAUUAGUGUCUAAGACAUGAUCUACUAUUUAAAAAAAAAUUAAAAAUAAACAUAUUUACCGCUAAUUAUAAUCAUUAGUGUGUAUUAAUUAUAGUAAAAAUAAUAGGUAAAUGAAAUAUAUAUGCACUUUUUAGAAUAUGUUUUACAAUAAUUAAAUUUUAAAUAUAUUUUUAAUGUUUAACAUAAGAAGUGCGUCUAGAAAAUGAUAUAUUGAAUCGUUCAAAAAAAAAUGAUAUGUUGAAUUUUUUUGGUCAUUUGCCAACUUUUUUAAUUUGCCUACCGUUGAGGAAAAGGAAAAUCCGAACUAUUAACGCAUGCACCGAGAGUCAAAUGAGAAAAUGACUCUUGUCGUUUUAGUAUUCAUCAUAUCCAAUCAUAAUUUCACUCGGCGAAAUUUAAUUUGUCACCCAAUACAAAAUCAAACUUUCUACCUCAACAAAUAUAUCUAGUAUUAUUUUCUGUAAAUAGAUAUAUAUUUUUAUUUCAUGGUGCAUUGUAGAUUAUCUGCAUAUAUUUUAUUGAUCCUUUACAGGCGCAUAUAAGAAAUUUGUUUUUAAUACACAUAUAAAUACUUUCCUAGGUUGUAAGAUUUUUUUUUAAUAAUUCAUGCAUGCGUUUAUAUUAUGAACAAACCACAUGAUAUCAUACUUGCCUGUCUAGGAGGUGGCACAUGAGAAUUAUUCAAUGAUACUAAAUGUUUUGGUGAAAAAUGUUCAAAAGCAAUUAUGGGACUUAAAAAGAAAUGCUUUAUGCUUCAUUCCCCCCCUCCCCAAAUGAGGUACACCAUUUGCAACAGUCAGUUUAAACAACAGAUGAAAGGGAAGCUAUAUGUGAUACAAGAGAGAUAGAAACACAUGUGAAAAAACUAAUGCGAAGCAACCUUCUUUUUGUUUUAUUUGUUUUCAAUUACGUCAGAAAAUCAUGGAACAUACGAGACAAUAAUUGUCUCCAUAUGCAAAUUUUUUCAUAUACUAGUUUUCUACAAAUGCAUUUUUCUACAUAUGGGUUUUUACAUAUGCAUUGAACAUUACCACUAAAGGCCACUAUCUCCAAUUUUAUAUUAUAUACACAAUCGAGAUUUUUUGUUCACCAGCACUAUUCCUAUCAUUUUGAUGUUUAAUUGAAAUCCAUUAAUAAAGAAAAUUGGAGAAAAGCCAUAUCUAAGGAUGUACACAUCGUGGAUAUGGAAACUUUUGUUUUGGCCAUUUGUACACACAUUAUAGUAGAUGAAUUAGUGAGCCUACAUACAUAUUAGUAACUUACACAAAUGUGGAUACGUAGAUGAAUUAGUGAGCCUACAUACGUUUUGUAGAAUACAAACGUGAAUCAUGUUCAUCAAAACACAUGUACCUUAAAUGAUAUAAACAGUAGAUCUAUCAACUGUACAUAUAUGGUUACAUACCUGUGAUGGGUCGUUAGCUCUAAAGUUGAUUAGUCGGUCUCGGUCUAAAUAUACACCUGAUCAUGAAAUAUAUAUAUCAUUUGUGUGAAAUAAUUUAAACAUUUAUUCAAACAUGCAAGUGUCCAUCAAAGUAGUACGAUACGAAUAAUUAUGAAGGGUUCUUUUGGCACUUUACUAAAUGUAAUAAUGAAAACAACAUUGGCAAGUCAACUCAUGGUAGUAAAUUUUUUGGUUAAUGCCAUUCAACAAAAUGGGCUUUUGUUUUGUUGUCACUUUAUAGCCAGACAGUUCCAUAUAGUUCACUGGUCCGAUCGAUGCAGUCAUCGCUUGUUACAUGUUUUCCUCCUUUUAUCCGUGUAAUACCACCACCUUUUCAUAACUUUUUCCUUUUCCUCUUGUUUUUUUGAAAUUCAUGAUGAAUACCAAAUAGUUGAUAUGCAUAAUUGUGCAAUUUUGACUGAAUGAUCAAAUCAAGCCCAAACUUUAGUUAAUGGUCUAUUUUUCUGUCAACCCUAGCACAAAGCUUCAGAAAAAAAAACUCAACACAAGUGUUUUUUUAACACAAAACUCGGCACAAGUUGUAUUUCGAGUUUUCCGUAAGAAGUAUAAAAAGUUAAACCGAAUCAAAGUUUAAUUGUUUGAACUGGCUAUCUGCGUGAAUACUCUACAAAUAACGGAUGAAUUACAUACCAUAGUUAAUAUUCUUCGGGAACGCCUUGUUUGUUACAUAUCUAAAUCGCAUGCUUAAUUUUGUAGAAUAAAAAUAUGAAGUAAGUUAUCCGGAGGAAAAAAUAUUAAAGAGGAAGUUUAGGGAACGGAAUGAAGAUCCGAAGAUAUACAUCGAGAGUGAGGGAGGGUUUACCAUAUCAAAAUUAUAUAUAUAAAUAAAUCAAGAACGGCCACAUAAGUUUCAUUUUCUAUAUUUUGGGCAUGCUGAAGUCAUCAUCAUGUAAUUAUUUAACAUGAUUACCAAAACAAAAAAAAACAUUUUGAUGUAAUUUCCUCAAAACGAAGCGCGAAUAAAAUCAUUGAAAAUCUUUUUUUUUCAAACACGCACAAUGAAUAUGCAUGCAUGUCAAUCAUGUUGACUUCUCUCACACCCAUAGCUUUUGGGACAAAGUGAAUUAAAAUCAAUGUUUAAUAAUAAUAAUAAUAAUAAUAAUAAUAAUAAUAAUUGAUAAGAUGAGUCCAAAUCCAGGUCUCUUAUUAAAAGGCCACAAAUUCAACCACUCCUCAAUAAUCUCUAAAGGUUCAUCUAAAAAAAGCAAGUAAGAAAACACUUCUCUCUCUUUUUUGUUCUGAUCUUCAAUACACCAACGAGCGAAUGGGAAGGGCUCCAUGUUGCGACAAGACAAAGGUGAAGAGAGGGCCUUGGUCUCCCGAGGAAGACUCUAAACUUAGAGGUUACAUUGAGAAGUAUGGUAAUGGUGGAAACUGGAUCUCUUUUCCUCUCAAAGCCGGUUUGAGGAGAUGUGGGAAGAGUUGUAGAUUGAGGUGGUUAAACUAUUUGAGACCAAACAUAAAACAUGGUGACUUCUCUGAGGAAGAAGACAGGAUCAUUUUCAGCCUCUUUGCUGCCAUCGGAAGCAGAUGGUCAAUAAUAGCAGCUCAUCUACCCGGAAGAACAGACAACGACAUCAAAAACUAUUGGAACACAAAGCUAAGGAAGAAACUCAUGUCUUCUUCGUCUUUCUCUCACUCAUCAUCAGCCAUGACUUCGCCUUUUCUAAACCCUAAUUCUCAGGAUGUGAAAAGACCAUCAACCACAAUUUCACCUUCUUCCUACAAUCCGUAUUUUGAAAACCCAACAAAAGCUCUCAUCUCAAACAUCGAUGGCUUUGAAGCUGAUAACCACCAGAUCUUUCCCUUUGUUAACCCUAAUUAUCCUCAAGAUAUCUCUCUAUCAGAGAGCAGCAACAACAACAUUUCGGGCACAAGUGGUUUCUCGCUCAACCACAAUAUGUGUGGUCACUACAGCAACCACAACCAUUUCUCCUCAGACGUUAGUGGAAAUAGAUCAGAGAUUAUAAUGAAGCAAGAAGAGAUCAUGAUGUUGAUGAUGAUAGACAACCACAUUGACCAGAGGACAAAAGGGUACAACGGGGAUUUCACACAGGGGUAUUACAGUAACUUCAUUAAUGGACAUGGGGAUUUGAAGCAAAUGAUUAGUGGAACAGGCACUAAUUCUAACAUAAACAUGGGUGGUUCAGGUUCAGAAUCAGCUUCAUCUUCUAGUUCCAUAAGCAAUCUAGCUGAGAACAAAAGCAGUGGUAGCCUCCUACAACACAAGUGUUUGCCCUAUUUCUACUCCUAGUUCUUCUAGACUCUCUUGUCUUCUUAUAUAAAUAUAUCUUGGACUGACUGUUAGUAAAUUCAAAGAUUUGAUGGGGUAUGGGAGGAGAGAGAAUGAGAAUGUGUGUGUAAGAGAGAAAGACUAUGAUCAGCUUCUAUGGAAUUUUGUGUUUUCGUUUAUUAUUAUAUUUUCGAUCUUUGUAAGAGAUAUCUAGUUAAAAAGAGACAAUGGGCGAUUUGAUUUGAUGAAACCAAAAAGGAUGUAUUCAUGGUUGAAGCGUUGAACGAGCUCAUUUUUUGUUGUGAAAAGUAAAAGAUCAUAUCAGCUUUUAGUUAAAACAUCUAAGUAUAUGAUGUUAUACUCUUUAACAAAAAAAGAGGAAAGUAUAUGGCAUAGUUCAUUGUUAUUGUUUGUAAAAUUAGAUGAAGUAAUUAUUAUUUUAAGGCUGUAAAUGAGUGUGCAAUUCAAUAGAAUUGUUUAAUCAGUAUUUAAAAGAAUAAUUAAAUUAAUAUGAAUUUUAUAUUUUAAAUCAAAAUUAUAUAAUAAUAUUUAGAAUAUUUAGUUGUUUUGUAAAUAUAAAUAGUACUAGGUUGCAUAGUAGAGAGAGAGAAGAAAGUAUCGUGUAUAAAAGUCAUCACCUCUGGUCAGUCUCUAGGGGCUAAGAGAAAUUGAUUGAUGGAACACACAGAUUUUAUUCAUCUGUUCCGAAUGACAUAUAUACCCCUGCCAAAUGGUUUUAGACUGGUAUAUUUUCUUUCAAAAUUUUACAAAGGAAAACAAAAGUGUAGCGACAGAAAUAUUACACUUACGCGCCAGCCUAAUAGACGUUACCUAGUAGUGUUAUUUUCUGAAGGUGGUGAGGGUUUACAAAAUGGGAACAAGUGAUAUUUACUCUCACUAUUCAAUGCGAUCUCAUGGUCCGUUCGUUUCUGUUUUAACAUUAAGUUUCGUUUUCUUUUCAACCAGAAGAGUUUCUACAAUUCGUAAGACGAUUUUGAUUAAUCACAAGAAGAUGAGCAGCAAAAGAUUUACAGGAAAACGAUUAAAAUAUACAUUAUACACAAUCUAACCGGUUGUUUGGUAAAUAAAACAUUACAACCCACUUUUUCUUUUAAAUGGUUUAAAGCCGAUUCAUUUGAUUCGUAACCAGUCAUUCUAAGCGUCUAUUGGAACCGUAUAUGACUCAACUGUCCAUAUUAUUAGACGGCCCAUUAGAUAAUUACACUAUAUAUCUAUCUAUCUUUUUAUCUGGGCUAAUUACGGCUCUGUAGACUUUGAUGAAAUGAUGACAAACACCAAGUUCGUUGGUUGGAUUGGUUGAAUAAAAGCACUAAGGCAAUAAUUGGGAUCAAUAAGGCCCAUUAUAUUGGUUUUGGAGAAUCGAUGAAGUCCACUCUAUGAAAUUGAAUAACUAAUGUAAGCAAUUGAAACUGAAAAAAAUGAAAAAAUGAUGUCGUUAAAAAAGAAAAAAAAAAGAAGAAAAUUUU